AUGGAUUCCGUAUUUCUGGAUGUAUUUUUCCCCAGAUGCCAAUACUCCGAAGCACCGAUAUCAGUAAUAACAAAUAUCUUAUCUGGAGAUGACACUUCAAAAUUUCUAGAUAUCUCAUAUCAAUUUCGCAAAUUAAGAUUUACCAAAGUGAAGGAUUUAGCUGGAGCAACCAUUGCAAAAAUCAGCUCGGUCAAAUUGUCAGGAGAUACCUUAACCCUGCUUUAUGGAGCUAUGGAGAAAUAUUGUGAACACCUAAAUGAUCUUCUGGUUUCUUCCAUUUUAGUACAUCAAAAUGGAAAUCUUCAAGAGUUACAAACAAAGUGCAAUGAAUUACUUAUGCAUAGGCCUAGAGAUUUUGAAGUUAUCCUGCUUCAUGCCCAGUUAUUAUUCGACCUCAAAAAAUAUCAGGAAUGCAUUAAUUGUUUAAUAAAUGCAAAAACUUUUUUUCCCAAUAAUACAGAUUUUUUUGAUAUGUUUGCAUUUUUAGUGUAUUUUAUUUCAUUAAACGAUAAUUAA
Molecule: messenger RNA, 516 nt
Organism: Macrosiphum euphorbiae (potato aphid)
Lineage: Eukaryota; Metazoa; Arthropoda; Insecta; Hemiptera; Aphididae
Source: the annotation of a GenBank genome assembly